Vigna angularis (adzuki bean) is the source of this 1228-nucleotide messenger RNA. RefSeq lists its product as uncharacterized. The record is from RefSeq and is a predicted model, not a curated record. The coding region runs from base 91 to 996 and encodes 301 amino acids. NCBI's taxonomy places the organism in Eukaryota, Viridiplantae, Streptophyta, Magnoliopsida, Fabales, Fabaceae. Gene Ontology annotation, molecular function: metal ion binding. The transcript is spliced from 8 exons.
UAAAUAAUUUAUCGUAUGUAGCGCCGAUCCAAAAAAAAAAUAGAUGUGACAAAAGUUUGUGCUUUGGAAGGAAAAAUAGGGUUGGAAACGAUGGAAAAUGAUGCAGCGAUUGGGGUGAGCGACCGUGUUUCAUCGGACUCGAAGUCGGAGGAUUCCAGUUGCUGCUGCCCAAUCUGCUUAGGGCCUUUUCUUCAACUUUCUUACCUCGACAAAUGUUUUCACAAGUUUUGCUUCAAUUGCAUUUUACGCUGGACCAAGGUGGCUGCUGGCAAGCACCGUUCUGUUCCUUCUUCUGUAAAAUGCCCCCUCUGUAAGCUCCCUGAAAUGCUUCUUAUGGAUGUCCAAAUUUGCAAAUCAUUAAGGAUGAUGAUUUAUAACAAUCAAACAGAAAAUUUUUCUAUCGUGUAUGAAGUGGAAGGAAGUUGCAUUCAGCGGCACUAUGUGAAUAAGGAUUUUGAGGAUAGUUUUAUCUUGUCAAGAGCGCACAGAUAUAGAUUACAAUGCUAUUACACUGAUCAAGGUUUGUUAGAUGACAUAUUCAAUAUAUCACAAUAUUGGAGAUCUCGUAAGUACUCUCAGCCAAACUCCUGGCUUGAAAGUUGGUUAAGAAGAGAAAUUCAAGCACUUAUCCAGGAGGAGGAUGUUGACAUCAUUGUGCACCAUAUAAUUGGCGUGGUCAAAGCAGCAUUAUAUACAAGAAGAGAGCAGAAGUCACUCGUGAUUGCACCCGAAAAGAAACAGGAAGAGUUCAAGAUGUCAGUCUCUGAAGCUGCAAGGCGAUUUCUGGCUGCAAGAACGGACAGAUUUGUAUAUGAGAUUCAACUAUUUCUUGCUUCAGGAAUGAACAUUGAAGCUUAUGAUGCUGUGUACGUACAACGGUUAGGUUGGAGCUCUCCCGGGAUAAAUACUGAGGUUUCUCACAGUGCAUUAGUUGAUCGCACAACUGCGAUUCCAUACCUAUACAUAUUUGAUGGUGAUCCUGAUGAAAAUGAGUAGAUUAUUUGUUCUGUUAUUCUCAUGUAUUUGCUGUAAUUUCUUCCUGAAUAGCAUAGGAAAUUUUUUUUCACACUUCAAUGAGUGGUAUUGAUCCUGUUCAGUUACCGCAGAAGGUGCCAUUCUCCACCCAAGAGUGUAAAGUUGUUUAACACAUGUUUGUUGUUAGUAUAACAAUUUCCAUAGUCUAAUUUUAUGAAGUUGUAACGAAACAGGGGAGGCUCCUUUUCCAGCA